Drosophila serrata is the source of this 2653-nucleotide messenger RNA. RefSeq lists its product as uncharacterized. The record is from RefSeq and is a predicted model, not a curated record. Lineage: Eukaryota; Metazoa; Arthropoda; Insecta; Diptera; Drosophilidae.
AAGAUGAGCUUGGCUCACCUCUCCACCGGCCCCAUCCUGAUCGUGUUCUUGACGGGUGCGGCCUGGGCAGCCCCCACAACUCCCUCCUCCGGAGACCAGACCAAAAUCGAACGUGAUUCACAAGUGCAUAAUGAACUACCGUUGAUAAAACUAACCGCCGAAAAUAAUGGAAAUGAGUCAGCAGCGACCACUUUAGGGGUUGACCUUACAUCAGAAUUCUCAGAAGAAUCCGAAUGUCAGAACGCUUGGCAAAAGUUCAUAGUCGACUUCGGUGCCCACUAUGCAAGCGAUACAGAAACCCAGAAACGUCGUGGCAUCUUUUGUGAAAAUUGGAAAAGGAUUCGGGAGCACAAUGCUCAAUACGAAGUGGGAAAAGUGUCCUUUAAGAAGAAAAUAAACCAAUGGGCUGACUUGACAACUGAAGAGUGGAAGAACAAGCAACGUCCCAUCCUUUCACCUGAGUUUGCCAAGGCUAAGCCUAUGACAUCUGAAGUGGAUCAAACGAGGAUUAAGUGCGAGGCUGCCUGGAAGAAGUUCCUUAGUGAUUUUAGUCGGACAUAUGAAAAUGAUGCCGAAACUGAGAAGCGUCGCAGCAUCUUUUGUAACAAAUGGCAAAGGAUUGAGGAGCACAAUCUACAAUAUGAAGCGGGAAAAGUGUCCUACAAAAAGAGUAUAAACCAGUGGUCUGAUUUGACGUUUGAAGAGUGGAGGAAAACGCAAAAACCUCACUUUCCACCAAAUAUGGAGACACCGGGAAACAAAACCGAGGAAACUAAUGUAAAGGAGCAUCCUCAAAGGAAACGUUUUCCAGCAAAUAUGGAAGAACCUGGAACCUAUGUGGAGGAAACAGCAAUUGAACCCAAUGGAUCUGAUAAAAUCGAUCUAAACAAUAUUAAGUGCCAGGCUGCUUGGGAGAAGUUCCUGGUUGAUUUUAGUCCGAAAUACGAAACCGAUGCUGAAACUGAGAAACGGCGCACCAUCUUCUGUGGUAACUGGCAAAGGAUUCAGGGGCACAAUACCCUCUACAAAGCAGGAAUAGAGUCCUACAUGAAGGGUAUAAACCAGUGGUCUGAUUUGACUUUUGAAGAGUGGAGGAAAACGCAAAAACAUCACUUUCCACCAAGUAUGGAGACACCGGGAAACAAAACUGAGGAAACUAAUGUAAAGGAGCAUCCUCAAAGGAAACGUUUCCCAGCAAAUAUGGAAGAACCUGGUACCUAUGUUCAGGAAACAACAAUUAAACCACAAUAUGUGAAAGAAACACAAACUGUCGAAGCACCAAUCCAAAUUAAGGAGAAAGAGGAGAAAGCAAAUAAGGAACUUCCUGAAAACAAAAAGGAGAAAGGAGGGUCACAGCAGGUUUUGUUUCCCCCUAACAUGGAAAAACCAGGGACCUACAUUAAUAAACCGAACGAAUCUGAAAGGACUCGGUUCCCAGCUAAUACGGAAGAACCUGGAACCUAUGUGGAGGAAACAACAAUUGAACCCAAUGGAUCUGAUGAAUUCGAUCAAAACAAUAUUAGGUGCCAGGCUGCUUGGGAGAAGUUCCUGGUUGAUUUUAGUCCGAAAUACGAAACCGAUGCUGAAACUGAGAAACGACUCACCAUCUUCUGUAGUAACUGGCAAAGGAUUCAGGAGCACAAUACCCUCUACAAUGCAGGAAUAGAGUCCUACAUGAAGGGUAUAAACCAGUGGUCUGAUUUGACUUUUGAAGAAUUGAAGAAUAAAAUACCGUACACCUUUCCUCCUAAUAUGGAGACACCGGGAAACAAAACUGAGGAAACUAAUGUAAGGGAGCAUCCUCAAAGGACACGUUUUCCAGCAAAUAUGGAAGAACCUGGAACCUAUGUGGAGGAACCAGCAAUUAAACCAAUACCAACUUUCGAAGUAUCAAUUCAAAUGAAAGAGAUAGUGGAGAAAGCUAAUAAGGAACUUCCUGGAAACAGCAAGGAGAAAGUUGGGUCGCAGCAGGUUUGGUUUCCUCCUAAUACGGAAGAACCGAGGGAAUUUGAAUCCGACCAAAAAAUGAUUAAGUGUCAGGCUGCCUGGGAAAAGUUUCUGAAUGAUUAUACCCCGAAAUAUGAAAACGAUGCAGAGACUAGGAUUCGGCGCCUUAUCUUCUGUGACAAUUGGCAAAAGACUCAGGAACACAAAGAGCUAAACGAAUCGGGAGGAGUGAGUAUUGACGAGUGGACUGACUUGACUUCUAAAGAGCUUAAGAGUCAAAGUCCAAAUCUCCUUCCACCAAAUAGAAGACCACCAGAUGACAAAAGGGAGGAAACAAUAGUGCAAGUAGGAUCGCAACAGAUUUGGUUUCCGCCGAAUAUGGAAGACCCUGGGAUGUAUGUUAAACAAAACGAAGACGUACCUUUUAUUUAAGAGAUUAAAAGCACAGCUAAUGAAAACCAUAACUGAGACAACUACAGUGAAAGUAGGAUCGCAGAAGAUUUGGUUUCCAUCUAAUACGGAACCUAUCUUACUAAACCACCAAAGAAAUCAGAAUCUUUGAGUGAAAAACAAACCGAAAACGUUCCCAGCAAAUAAGCUCCAUCUUGAAGUAAAAUAAUGUACAUUUUUAAUUAAAAAUUGUAAAUAGUACGAGAAGACCCAUACCCAAUGAAAAUACCUGACUGUUGGUUGGUUUUUAAAAAUA